This is a messenger RNA of Kogia breviceps (pygmy sperm whale), 3643 nucleotides long. Lineage: Eukaryota; Metazoa; Chordata; Mammalia; Artiodactyla; Physeteridae. The record is from RefSeq and is a predicted model, not a curated record.
GAGGAGGAUCCGCCCCCUCGAGGGCAGGUACAGUUGGCCGAGGCCCCGGGAGCCAGGAGCCGGGCAGGAGUCGCGCGCCGCCAAGGAGAAUGAGGCUCGCGGUCUGCGCAGUGCUGUGCGCAGGGGCCCUGGGGUUGUGUCUGGCUGUCCCUGAAAAAACUGUGAGAUGGUGCACUGUCUCAAGUCAUGAGGCCAAUAAGUGCUACAGCUUCCAUGACAACAUGAAUAAUGUCCUUUCAGUGGAUGGUCCUCAUGUCACCUGUGUGAAGAGAACCUCUUACCUUGAGUGCAUCAAGGCCAUUGUGGCAAACAAAGCAGAUGCUGUGAACAUCGAUGGAGGUUUGGUGUUUGAGGCAGGCCUGGCCCCCUACAACCUGAAGCCCGUCGCGGCAGAAUUCUACGGGUCAAAGGAUGAUCCACAAACUCACCAUUAUGUCGUAGCUGUGGUGAAGAAGGGCAGCGAUUUCCAGCUGAACCAGCUCCAAGGCAAGAAGUCCUGCCACACAGGCUUGGGAUGGUCUGCUGGGUGGAACAUCCCCAUCGGGAUACUUCUUCCCUCUGACUUGGUUGAAAAAGCAGCGGCUAAGUUCUUCGCGGGCAGCUGCGUCCCCUGUGCGGAUCAGACGGCUUUCCCCAAACUGUGCCAACUGUGUGCGGGGAAGGGGACCGACAAGUGUGCCUGCAACUCCCACGAACCGUACUUCGGCUACUCGGGGGCCUUCAAGUGUCUUCAGGACAGCGUGGGGGACGUGAGCUUCGUGAGGCACAUGACGGUGUUUGAGAACCUGCCUAACGAGGCUGACAGGGACGAGUAUGAGCUGCUCUGCAGGGACAACACCCGGGGGACUGUGGACGAGUACGAGAGGUGCCACCUGGCCCGGGUCCCUUCCCACGCCGUCGUGGCCCGAAGCAUGGACGGCAAGGAGGACUUGAUCUGGGAGCUUCUCAGCCUGGCCCAGGAGAAUUUUGGAAAAGACAAGUCAGCAGAAUUCCAGCUCUUCGGCUCUCCUCAUGGAAAGGACCUGCUGUUUACGGACGCCGCCCUUGGUUUUUUAAGAGUCCCACCUAAGAUGGACGCCAAGCUAUACCUGGGAUACGAGUAUUUUUCUGCCAUCCAGCAUCUAAUGAGUGACCUAGGGACAGAAGACCCCCAGAGGGUGAUGUGGUGCGCAGUGGGCCAGCACGAGAAGGCCAAAUGUGACGAGUGGAGUGCCCUGAGCGGUGGCGUCUUGAAGUGCACCGCGGAGGAGACCACCGAGGGCUGCAUCGCCGCCGUCGCGAAAGGAGAGGCUGAUGCCAUGAGCUUGGAUGGAGGCUUCAUCUACACAGCGGGCAAAUGUGGUCUGGUGCCUGUCCUGGCAGAGAACUACUUGUCUCAAGAUGGCAAAGAGCAGCUUGGGUCUAAGUGUGUGAACACACCUGUGGAAGGGCUGUGUCUGGCUGUCCCAGAGAAAACUGUGAGGUGGUGCACCGUUUCAAGUCAUGAGGCCAGUAAGUGCUCCAGUUUCCGCGAAAAUAUGGAUAACGUCCUUGUUACUGGUCCUUUUGUCUCCUGUGUGAGGAAGACCUCCUACAUCGAUUGCAUCAAGGCCAUCAUGGAAAAUGAAGCAGAUGCUGUGACGUUGGAUGGUGGUUUGGUAUUUGAGGCAGGCCUGAAGCCCUACAACCUGAAGCCUGUAGUGGCAGAGUUCUAUGGCCCCAAAGAUAAGCCGCAAACUAACUAUUUCGCUGUGGCCGUGGCGAAGAAGGGCACUGACUUCAAGCUGAACGAGCUCAAAGGCAAGAAGUCCUGCCACACAGGCCUUGGCAGAUCUGCUGGGUGGAACAUCCCCAUGGGCUUACUUUACUGGGACUUGCCUGACCCACAUGAAUCUCUUCAGAGAGCAGCGGCCAGUUUCUUCGCGGGCAGCUGCGUCCCCUGUGCGGAUCAGACGGCUUUCCCCAAACUGUGCCAACUGUGUGCAGGGAAGGGGACCGACAAGUGCGCCUGCUCCAACCACGAACCAUACUUCGGCUACUCGGGGGCCUUCAAGUGUCUGAUGGAAGACGCGGGGGAAGUGGCCUUUGUCAAGCACACCACGGUAUUGGAGAACCUGCCUGACGAGGCUGACAAGGACGAGUAUGAGCUGCUCUGCAGGGACAACACCCGGGGGACUGUGGACGAGUACGAGAGGUGCCACCUGGCCCGGGUCCCUUCCCACGCCGUCGUGGCCCGAAGCGUGGACGGCAAGGAGGACUUGAUCUGGGAGCUUCUUAACCAGGCCCAGGAACAUUUUGGCAGAGGUACCUCUGAAAGCUUCCAGCUCUUCAGCUCCCCUCAUGGGAAGGACCUGCUGUUUAAGGACUCUGCCAAUGGGUUUUUAAAGAUUCCUCCUAAGAUGGACUCCUGGCUGUACCUGGGAUAUGAGUACGUCACUGCUCUUCGGAAUCUAAGAGAAGAUACACGCCCAGUCACCUCAAAGGAUGAAUGCAAGAAGGUGAAGUGGUGUGCAGUGCACCACCUGGAGAGGGUCAAGUGUGAUAUGUGGAGUGUGAACAGUAACGGGAAAAUAGAGUGUGAAUCAGCAGAGAACACUGAAGAAUGCAUCGCCAAGAUAAUGAAAGGAGAAGCUGAUGCCAUGAGCUUGGAUGGAGGCUACAUCUACAUAGCAGGCAAAUGUGGUCUGGUACCUGUCAUGGCAGAGAACUACAAAAAUGAGGGCCAAGAUUGUAAAAAUACACCACAGCCAGGGUACCUCGCUGUGGCUGUGGUUAAGAAAUCAGAUGCUGAUAUCAACUGGAACAAUCUGAAAGGCAAGAAGUCCUGCCACACUGGAGUAGACAGAACCGCUGGCUGGAACAUCCCCAUGGGUCUGCUCUACAAUGAGAUUAACCACUGUGAAUUUGAUAAAUUUUUCAGUGAAGGCUGUGCCCCUGGGUCUCUGCGAAAUUCCAGUCUCUGUGCUCUGUGCAUUGGCUCAGACGGUGUUCCGGGAAGGGAGUGUCUUCCCAGCAACCAUGAGAGAUACUAUGGCUAUACAGGGGCUUUCAGGUGUCUGGUUGAGAAGGGAGACGUGGCCUUUGUGAAGGACCAGACUGUCAAAGAGAACACUGGUGGUAAUAACCCUGAAGCAUGGGCAAAUACACUGCAGGAGAAUGAUUUUGAGCUGUUGUGCACCGACGGAACCAGGAAGCCUGUGCAGGACGCUGAAGAUUGCUUCCUGGCCCGAGCCCCGAGUCAUGCUGUGGUCUCACGGGAAGAUAAGGCAGCUUGUGUUCGCGAAAUAUUAAACACACAGCAGGAUGAAUUUGGAAAAAAUGGAAAUGACUGCUCGAGCAGUUUUUGUUUGUUCCACUCAGAAACCAAGGACCUUCUGUUCAGGAGUGACACUAAAUGUUUGGCUCCACUUCAGGAGGCAACAACUUAUGAAACCUACUUAGGAUUUGAAUAUGUCACAGCUGUGGCUAAUCUGAGACAAUGCUCAACCUCAAAACUCCUGGAAGCCUGCAGUUUCCACAGAGUUUAAAAUCCAAGAGUGGGGUCACCACCUGAUGGAGAUGGGAGCUCACUGGACCCAUAAGCUUCCCGUGGUUUUGCUGGUCUGAGUGGUUUGGUUGCCUUCAGUUUGGUGGUGGCACCUCUGCGGGACAAAAUAAAAAUAAA